This is a messenger RNA of Labeo rohita (rohu), 1406 nucleotides long. RefSeq names its product WD repeat domain 18 (gene wdr18). Gene Ontology annotation, molecular function: protein binding. Lineage: Eukaryota; Metazoa; Chordata; Actinopteri; Cypriniformes; Cyprinidae. The record is from RefSeq and is a predicted model, not a curated record. The transcript has 10 exons. Gene Ontology annotation, cellular component: nuclear pre-replicative complex. Gene Ontology annotation, biological process: rRNA processing; DNA-templated DNA replication. The coding region runs from base 55 to 1350 and encodes 431 amino acids.
GCGCAGACCCGCCCCUCGUCGCCUUCCAAAAUAAUCGCGCUUUGUGUAUCCAACAUGUCGGCGCCCGUGGAGGUAGUUCUGUCUGCGGAUUCAGCGGGUCAGCUGUUUAACUGCGCGGUUUACGACCCUCAUUCCGGGUCAGAAUUCUUGUCCUAUCGCGGGGGUAACACUUCCUCCAGGUCUUUAACAGUCCUGAACGGAGAAUACAUAUUAGGAGCUCAACUCGGCAAGAACUUCAUCAACGUGUGGGAGAUCCAAAGAAAGGACCAGCUGCAGCAGAAGAUUGUGUGUCCCGGGAUCGUUACGUGUCUCUGUGCAUCUCCUGAUGGACUCCAUGUACUGGCAGGCAUUGCUGAAACUAUAUACCUGUGGGAGAUGUCAACAGGAAAUUUGCUGGCCAUUUUGAGUCGACACUAUCAGGACGUGAGUUGCGUCCGUUUCACUGAUGACAGCAGUCAUUUUGUGUCGGGAGGGAAGGACAAUCUGGCUCUCAUUUGGAAUCUCUCCAGCGUUGUUCAGUUGGAUUCGUCCCGCACACCAGAACCGCGUCACAUUCUUUCUCGUCACUCCCUCCCCAUCACCGACAUCCACUGUGGCCUAAUGGGACCGCAAGCCCGUGUUGCCACCGCAUCCCUGGACCAAACCGUUAAGGUCUGGGAAAUUUCCUCUGGGGAGAUGCUCCUGUCCGUCCUCUUCGAUGUCGGCAUCAUGUCGGUGACCUUUGACCCUUGCGAGUAUUUCCUCUUCUGCGGAGGCAGUGACGGCAAUAUUUUUCAGGUGUCUCUCUGCAGCACGAGUUUAAGCCGGGAUAAAACCUUCCAGACGGACAGCGACGGCAAUCAGGUGUUCAAAGGACACAGAAAUCUGGUGACAUGUCUGUCUGUGUCCAUGGACGGGACCCUCCUGCUGUCCGGCUCCAAUGACGAGACUGUCAGAAUGUGGGACGUUCAGAGCAAGCAGUGCAUAUGGUCCAUCAACCACAAAGGUCCUGUGACCAAUGCUGCUAUCAUCCCAGCACCUGCCAACAUGUUCCUCGCUGACAGUCAUCCAGCCAUCCCGCUGCCACGGUUCAGUCGCCACCUGAACCCCUCCGAGCAGGGUGACGGUAUGGGCUCAGGAGGCGUGUGUCUGAGACUGGGAGCCAACACACAGGAGCCAGAGGGGACGCAUUUGGAGAAAGCAGAUGAGCUCUACUCUCUGAUGUGUGCCGUCACAGACAAGAGUGUGUUUGGUGAUGGGGAGAACACUAAGGUACGAGUGUCUGAACUAGAGGAGGAGGUGAAGACCCUGAAGAAGAUCAAUAAAGAUCUGUAUGAGUUCUCCACUCAGCUCCUGACCAAACCCAACUAGAAGAGCUGUCAGCUGCGGAUCAGGUCCUCGGAACAGUCGGAUCAGUACGAGAACAA